AUGUGUAUAUAUAUAUAUAGGUCACAUGUGCGUAAAAGAUCUGAACAGAGCACGCAAACAGAUCAUCCUUUCGCAGGUCUGGCGCCGACGAGCGCACUUCACAGGCCCCCGGCCACCCUGUCGCGAGCCUUUGGAGCAUCCGGCUGGGCCUCACCAGGCCAUGGGAUGUACGGAGAGCCUGGUCCAGAUCCCACGAGUGGGCGGCGGAAGUGGCAUGCCAUGGACGGGGACUACAACAAGGAGAAAGAAUAUCCGCCGCUUGGAGCACACAACACCAAAGAGUACGACGAGCAGUAUGGGCGCUGGUGGUUUGAGAGAAAGGAGGAGUGGCGCCCGAAGCUGUACACCACCAUUGGAAGCCAUGCACGCAGCCCCAGACUCAAGCGGACGAUCCUGAGGAAGUGCUACAACACUCCCAACUUUCGCGCAUUGAAGAUGGACGUGUAUCGCAAGCGAUGGCCCAAGACUCGCGGACUGAACUUCCGCUUCUUCGCGGAGUUCUGUCAGAAGGAGUUCAAGAAGCGCACUUUGCUGGAGACGGCUCACACCUUGCCUUUGUUCGGCGCCGGCUGCAAGUUCUGGAGGGCACCGGACGCCGAGCACCCGGACACCAAAGGGCAGUACUUCCUGGCAGAGUCCGUGGAGUACCGUUUGAGACCCAUCCGAGGUGACAUUCGAGGCACGCAGUAUGUUUUCGGCCGACCCAUACGGGAUGGCAUCGCACCCAUUGCGAAGUCGCUCGGGUCUUGGCGAUACGAGUUCCCCGCAAAUGCGCACCCUGCCGUCUACAGACCGCCGUUUCCACCGAUGAAGGGCAGCAAAGAGGAGUCCGGGGACGCUGAGGCUGAAUGA
Molecule: messenger RNA, 852 nt
Organism: Symbiodinium necroappetens
Lineage: Eukaryota; Dinophyceae; Suessiales; Symbiodiniaceae
Source: the annotation of a GenBank genome assembly